AUGGCUUCCCAACAACCAUACCGUGAGGAAGUGCUUGACUUGCCUGGACGUUCUCCCAUUCCGCCCCAACUUCACGACCACCACCAAGCAUCAUUCGAAGGGGUCAUAAACUAUGACCAACUACCGCCCCUGGCUGGAGUAGAGCGUUCUCGUGCUCAAGAUGUUUUGUAUCGAGUUGUUCGUCGUGUUGGUGAUGAAGUUGGUAUCAAGGAGGGGUACCACCGCAACUUGCUCAUCCUCCAUUCCUACGAGUUUUCGGCCUCAGAUAUAUCAAAGGAUAUGUUUCUGCGGGUUUUCUUUAAUUUUAUGGGUUUCGAUAUCGACAGUGAUGCAGAUAUUGACACAGACGAUAGCCGGCUCACAGACAAACUCAAGGGUUUCGCAGAUAUGCUCCUCGACCAAUUUUUUAUCCCAUUGAAAGCAAAUGGGAGGAAAACACCACAACCUACGCCAGAUCAAAUUUCUGCCAUCAAAAGCAUUCAAUCACCCCAUGAGAUCAUCGGCACCGUGGAAAGAGUUUCGUAUCUUAGGUCCUUGUGCCUUAUCCGCGACCGUCAUCGUUGUGUUGUUUCUCGAGUUUUUGACAUGCAAGAGGAGCGUCGCCGACUGCGUGAACAGGGACCAGUCGUGAUGGAUGACGAUGGAAAUGUGAUCAAAGUCGAAGAUCCAAGGGAUUUCUUGGAAGUUGCGCACAUACUACCACAUUCCCUUGUAACAGUGGACAAGGACUUGCAGCUUAAUGAUGCAAGAAGGACUGCCAUUAAUAUCUUAAAUAUGUUUGAUUGUGAUGUUGCAAGCCUCAUAGAAGGGCCUUACAUCGAUAGUCCUCGCAAUGCUAUCAGUCUCACACAUGCUUUCCAUAACAUCUUUGGAAAUUUUGAGAUCUAUUUCGAAGCUGUUUCGGGGGAGGAAAAUACCUACCGUAUCGAAAGUAUCGACACUCCAGGUUAUGCUGAACGACUAGGACUACCUGUGACACGGAAACUGUUUCUUAGCGAUGGGAAAACGAUCGACCCCCCAUCUCCUCGAUUACUCGCUCUACACCGGGCAAUAGCUAAAAUUCUGAGUCUCUCGGGCGCGGGGGAGUACAUCGACAAGCUGUUUCGGGACCUUGAAGAAACGGGCGUGCAGGAGGAUGGAUCAACAGAUCUAGGACGUCUUAUUACAUUUAGACUCGGUGGCGGGCAGGAUUAUAUCGUUCAAGCGUACUAG
This is a messenger RNA of Trichophyton rubrum CBS 118892, 1212 nucleotides long. RefSeq lists its product as uncharacterized. NCBI's taxonomy places the organism in Eukaryota, Fungi, Ascomycota, Eurotiomycetes, Onygenales, Arthrodermataceae. Bases 1 to 1212 code for a protein of 403 amino acids. The transcript is spliced from 3 exons. The record is from RefSeq and is a predicted model, not a curated record.